CCAGAGCAAUUCUUCUCUGAUGAUGAGUAUGUGUUGGCAGACGCGGGGUACAAGGCUAUGAACUAUAUUGUUCCAAUCAAAAAGAAACCAAAGAACAGUGAACUCUCAUUAGCAGACCAAGAGUUCAACACCAAGAUCUCGAGCAUGCAAAUAAAAAUUGUGCAUGAAUUUGGAAUCUUGAAAGAGAGAUUCUACUCUCUCAAAUCAAUCUCUGUAAGAAUAAAAAGAAAGGAAGACAUUGUAAAAGUUAACACAUGGAUUCAGGUUUGCGUAGACUUGAACAAUUUCCUGAUA
Molecule: messenger RNA, 294 nt
Organism: Phycomyces blakesleeanus NRRL 1555(-)
Lineage: Eukaryota; Fungi; Mucoromycota; Mucoromycetes; Mucorales; Phycomycetaceae
Exons: 1
Source: RefSeq, a predicted model, not a curated record